Molecule: messenger RNA, 900 nt
Organism: Coniophora puteana RWD-64-598 SS2
Lineage: Eukaryota; Fungi; Basidiomycota; Agaricomycetes; Boletales; Coniophoraceae
Exons: 4
Coding region: 1-837 (278 amino acids)
Cellular component (GO): nucleus
Source: RefSeq, a predicted model, not a curated record
AUGUCAAAGAGAAAACAAAACACAGAAGACGACGGAAACGAGUCAGACGUCAGCCUCAUCGACGUCGACUUUGACUUCUUCGGCCCAAAUCCCGACGUCGACUACCACGCCAUCAACCGCCUCCUCAACCAGCUCUUCCAGGCAGAUGCAGAGGCCAUCCACGCCCACCAGCUCACAGAGCUCAUCCUCUCCCAGCCUGGCAUUGGCUCCACCAUAAAAACCGAUGGCGAGGAGGCAGAUCCAUACGCCCUUCUGACCGUGCUCAACAUGCACACACACCAGAGCCACCCCUCGAUCAAAGCCAUCGCCGACUACGCCCUCUCCAAGACAGCAGCAGCCGACCCGCCCUUCCACGCCGCGCUCAAGGGCCUCCUCGCCCAGUCGCAGAACCAUGUAGGCCUCAUCGUAUGCGAGCGGCUCAUCAACAUGCCCGUGCAGGUCAUCCCGCCCAUGUACCGCAUGCUCAUCGACGAGCUCAAGACCGCAAUCGACGCCAACGAGCCCUUCGCGUUCACCCACCUCCUCUUCAUCUCCCGCACCUACAAGCUCUCCGAAGAAGAAGAAUCCGAGCUCGCCGAAUCCCGCACCUCCAAAAAACGCAAAACGUUCCCGCAGCCAACGCGCUCCUCGACCGGCGUCUACUCUUUCCACCUCGAGGACGAGCAGAUCCAGCAGGCCGCGUCCCACGCGCUCGACUACGCCCUCACGCACGCCCUCCCGCGCGACAAGGACGCAUUCGGGCUCGACGUUGCGGGCCGUAUGAUGCUCGUGCCCGCCGACAGGCUGCAGGCGCUGGUGGACACGAUGAGCGAGGUGUAUAGGCCCCCUGGGGUGUAGCCUGUUUCCUUCCAAUAUAUAUAUAUGAUGCCCCAGAUAUAUGUCACGUCGAAUCCACUUUCU